CCUCGGCUCGACUUCCGGCGGUGCGCGACAUGGCCGCAAGCCGGGACCGCGGGGACUUGGCUGCCCGGCAGCUCGUGUUCCUACUUCCAGAAUAUUUAAAAGAUGCCUCCAAGAAGACGAAGAGUGGCCUCCUGUUUGUAAGACUGGUCAGCCCGCGCACAGGGGAAGGAGCCAUUUACUUACUCGACAUGUGUCUGCAGCAGCUGUUUGAAAUAAAAGUUUUCAAGGAAAAGCACCAUUCUUGGUUUAUAAAUCAGUCAGUUCAAUCAGAGGGCCUUCUCCACUUUGCAACACCCAUGGAUCCUCUAUUUCUGCUCCUUCACUACCUCAUAAAGGCUGGCAAAGAGGGAAAGUAUCAGCCCUUGGAUCAGGUUGUAGUGGACGACAUGUUUCCAGAUUGCGUCUUGCUGCUGAGAUUUCCUGAGCUUGAGAAAUCACUUCGGCACGUGACAGAGGAAAAAGGAGGUCCUGAAGUAAACAACAAGAAGUACUGCAAGUAUAGCCCAGAGAAGACCUUGCAGUGGCUGGCAAAAAAGGUUAACCAAACUGUGGCAGCAUUGAAAGCCAAUAAUGUGAACGUUGGAGCCCGGGUACAGUCUGCAUAUUUCUCUGGGGAUCAGGUUUCCAGGGACAAGGAAGAAGAUUAUGUUCGAUAUGCCCAUGGGCUGAUCUCUGAUUACAUCCCUAAAGAAUUAAGUGAUGAUUUAUCUAAGUUCUUGAAGCUUCCAGAACCUCCAGCCUCAUUGCCACACCCUCCAUCCAAGAAACUAAAGUUAUCAGACGAGCCUGUAGAAGCAAAAGAAGAUUACACUAAGUUUAACACUAAAGACUUGAAGACCGGCAAGAAAAAUAGCAAAAUGACUGCAGCUCAGAAGGCUUUGGCUAAAGUUGACAAGAGUGGAAUGAAAAGUAUCGAUGCUUUUUUUGGUGCAAAAAAUAAAAAAACUGGAAAGAUUUGAAGCGUUGAAAAUAAAAAAUCCAAUGAAGCUGAAAAAGACGCUUGCCUCUUGCUUGUCCUGUCUUCCCUCCUCUUGCUCCUGCCAGCCCCACCCUAAGUCACUACGCUGAAAACGGACAGGUGCUUUUCACAUGUUGCCAGUACUUGCUGGAGUUUGACUGCUGUAUUAACCAACUCUGGGAAAGUA
Molecule: messenger RNA, 1145 nt
Organism: Acomys russatus (golden spiny mouse)
Lineage: Eukaryota; Metazoa; Chordata; Mammalia; Rodentia; Muridae
Gene: Rnaseh2b
Product: ribonuclease H2 subunit B
Exons: 12
Coding region: 30-959 (309 amino acids)
Biological process (GO): RNA catabolic process; ribonucleotide metabolic process
Cellular component (GO): ribonuclease H2 complex; nucleoplasm
Source: RefSeq, a predicted model, not a curated record